ACAUGAAUGAAUAUACCAUCACGAACUGAUCAUAGUCAAGUGAAAGCUGUUAUACUUGAUAUCAUAGGUAUAGCUUCGGUCGAGUUAAUUUAAACGAAGCGAGAUAUUUACAAAACCAUUUGAUUUGAAAACCAUUUUUACAGUUUUUCGUUGUCAUACGAAACAAAUUGUAAUUGAAAAUGGCAUCGAAUAGCUUAUCACACUCCUCUAUUCAGUACCACGAAUUCCACCGGAAGUUUGAUUUGAAUCCUUACCAGAGUUUCAUGGAAAAACAUCUUCAACAUUACGGAUAUUUCUCGUCGAAAAACGAAGCCGAACGAAGCUUCUCGCGAGAAACAGAAUCAAAACGAAACGAAAUGGGAAACGUAGAUGAAAACGAAGACGAUGCGAAGUCGAACCAGGUUCAGAUGUUGUUGAAAGAUGGAAAACAAGUAAGCAAGCUGAGAGAACCGAGAAACCUCUUCGCAUUGAUGGUGGGUCCAAACAUCGGGGCAAAGUACCCGUUUGACAUGCAGGUGCUUCCACAACCAAUCGAGCAUAUACACUGGGUUCCUGAAAAACCAGAGCCUCUUUAUAAGUUUACCGGAACUGAACCAGCGCCCAUGGUUAAGGGUGUAGAUCGAGGGGGAACGUUAGUCUAUCAAUACAUUGCCACACAUACCGACUACUUUGUACGGUCCGCCGUCCGUGGAAACUGCCAAUUGCGACCGGUUAAUUUUUCGGAUUCCAAUUUAGAUAACUUAAAGUUCGAAUCCCGAUUCGAAUCUGCCAACUUAGAAGAAGCUUUAAAACUAGGACCCCACGAAUACGAGUUAAGUCUUCGCUACGAUUUGUAUACUGAAAAACACACGCAGUGGUUCUAUUUUCAAGUCUCAAACGCAAAGCCUGGAGUUAAGUAUCAGUUCACAAUUGUAAACCUAAUGAAAAGCAACAGCUUAUACAACUCUGGAAUGAAACCGUGCUUCUAUUCGGAAAUAGACUCAAAAACCAAAAAAAUAGGCUGGCGCAGGGAGGGAUUCGAUAUCAAGUACUUUAAAAACAACACACAGCGACCGGACAGUCAUCGCCCCUUUUACUCUCUGACCUUCUCGUUUGAGUUCUUAAAUGGCCCUGAAGAUAAAUGCUACUUUGCUCACUGUUAUCCUUAUACUUACACCAUGCUGCAGAAUUAUCUGCAAGACAUAGCAGACCAUCCAGCUAAAUCCAAGAUUUGCAAACAGAGAAUUCUCUGCAAAAGUCUAGGUGGUAACAUUGCAUACGUUCUUACAAUCACAAACCCUGCAAGAGGUCAGCCAGGUCAAGUAUCGAGGUCAAAUCAGGGUUCAUUUGGGGGCAAAAAGAGUGUGGUCAUAACAGCCCGAGUGCACCCGGGUGAAUCGAAUGCGAGUUGGAUGAUGAAGGGUGUUUUAGACUACCUUUUAGGCGACUCCCCAGAUGCAAACUUACUUCGUGAGAGUUUCAUCUUCAAAGUGAUUCCCAUGUUGAAUCCAGACGGGGUAAUAGUAGGAAACUAUCGAUGUUCCUUAGCCGGCCGGGACUUGAACCGCAACUACAAAUCUGCUCUACGCGACGCAUACCCCACAAUUUGGUCCACGAGACAGCUAAUCAAGAAAAUGCGAGACGAGAUUGGCGUCGUUUUGUACGUUGAUUUACACGGCCAUAGUCGCAAGCAAAAUGUGUUCAUGUACGGAUGUGAAAAACUGUCCGUGUCAAGUCAAAGACUCAAAUCGAGAAUCUUUCCAUUCAUGUUGUCCAAAAACAGCCCGAGCGCAUUUAGUUACAAAAGUUCAAAGUUCAAAGUGCAGAAAAGCAAGGAAGGAUGCGGUCGAAUUUGCAUGUGGAACAUGGGAAUAAGUAAUAGUUACACCAUGGAGUCGACCUUCUGUGGGUCAACAUUAGGUCAAAAAAGAGGGUUCCAUUUCAGCACGAAAGACCUCGAACUCCUAGGAUACCAUCUGUUGGACACUUUGCUCGAUUAUUCAGACCCGAAUCCGAUAAAAUACGCAAAAGUUCUGAGCGAAUUAGAACUAGAUUUGAGGCGAGAAAUAAUGAAAAAAUGGGCGGCGAAGGGAAUCAAACGGGAUAUUUCUUCAAUUUCAGAGAAAGAUCUGGCCCAGAUGCUUGAAGCGGCCUCGGAUUCCGAAGUCGAGAGUAGCACAAGUGGCUCAGAUAGUUCCGAUGACAAUGGUUUGCCAAUCCACAUGAUGGAAAUGACACAGCAGCCUCUGAAAACUUCAGUGAAACGACUUAAAACCAAAAAAGAGUUGGACAAAUUUAGACACGUUACACUAACAAACACAGAAACAAAGUUGAAAUUGAAUAAAAACAUGAGCAAGUUUCCUGAAACGAAGAUGACCAAGCUUGACGAAGCAAAUUCUGACUCGAAACAUCGAAUUGCUAAGUUCAACGAUGCAAGUGAACAGAAGGCAAGAAAAGACAGUCGUGAAGAAUCGGCUAGCAGUAAGAAGUCGCUAAUGCGCUACGCAAGUACAAAAAGGCGGGAACAAUCAUUGAUCAAUUUGCGAGAGGUAGAUUCAGGUCCGUCUCGGCUCGCAGGCAUGGUAGAUUUUAGCGAACUGUACUCGGAGCCUCAGACUUCGAUUGCUGAUGUCGAAGUGUUUGAAGUCGGCGGGCUUACCAAAAAAGGGACCACGAGACGGGAUGUUUCAACGCAAUUCACGCCGCUUCCUCAAACCCACAAACAUGUGCUGGAAACAUCAGCUGCACAACAACGACAACAAGAUCGUCUCCGAGACGCAAAAAAGAAGGCACAGUCGAUGUUGUCUCCAUUCGGCGAAUGGAACAACAAGCCGGGUAAAAAUUCAAUGCAAGUUGCGAGCUCUUCGAAUCCAGUGAAACCUUCAGGAAACGAUCAAACCAUGCGCAACUUGGAAAAAGCGUACAAAGAUCAGAGCUCACUUCACUGGUUACCGAAACAAAUUCGGAAAAACAAUCAAAGUAACAUUAAACAUAUGAGUUCUACGGCUACAAGCCAAGAUCGCAUAAUCCCGGCAACAUCUUUGAACCCGAAACCUCGAACCGGUUCAGUUCCUGAAGCAGCGCAGAUGCCGAACAAUUCAUUGAGCUACCCGAGAGGAGCCGAGAUGCAGCAGUUGUCCUUAACCGAGCGUCUUAUUUCAAAGAACGGAAUUGGAGGACUUAAUUCGGAAUCAAUGCAGUUGAUUAACAAUUCUGAACAAGAAACGAAAAGUUUUUUUGCUUCUCAUUUAAGACUGAAUGGAAUAAUGUCCCAAAGUUUCGAAACUUCAACAGAUAUGAAAAAUAACGCUUGUUUUUCUGACUCUCCGAACUCAUUUGUAAAAACAAAGCCGGAUGAAUCAAUUGAACGCCCUAAGCCAACUACCAUUUUCGGCGAAGGUUCCAAAAUCAAAAACAAGAACGAGGGAUUGAUUUAUCUCCGAGCAAGUCAAGAGCGAACUGCAAAUGAAGAAAAGCUUCAGAAAGAAAGAGAAAAAUUCCACGAAAGUCUCAACAAAUCAAACGAAAACCAAAAUCCUCAAAAAUCAAGAAGCGAAUUCAGAUUCAAAAUUGAUAAUUUUGGCCAGAAAAAGAGAGCGACCGAAGAUAUGAACAACCAGGAGAGAGUUGAAAGUCGGUUGGAGAGCGAGUUGGAAGAACUUGGAAUUUACAACGACUCGGAAAGCGAAUCGGACAACAGAUUAAAGAGUUUGAAAUGGAAAUCUAACAUCAGGUUGGAAAGUGGCCGUAAUUCAGUAGACGUCUCUCUUAAAAACUCAGAAGUCAAAAAUGAUAUCCAAAUUUUGACACCCAAUGGAAAGAAAGUGAAAAUUGGGGACCCUAUUAUAUCUGCUGACGACGCUGGGUUGAAUUCGGACAUUGCGAUUGCUCCCGAACUCCUGGAGAUCCAAGAGCAAAAAGUGCGACUAGCGAGCGCCAAAUCCGAAGUGCGGCAUCGAAAAUUGAGAUUCAUUGAUGAAGUCCACUCAGGGAACGAUGACAACAGUUAUAAAGAUUCCGAAGAUAGAAACCAAGAAAGCGCCGUGACAGUCGAUUCAAGUCGUGAAAAAGACAGACAAGUAGCCGAAUUAGGCAACAAAAAUGAUAAACACAGAAAAACUUUGGAUCAAGCGGACUAUCAGGGACUGACUGUUAGGGAGUUCAGUUUUGGACGGGUACAGUCGCAAAAAAAUUCGGACUCAAAAAUCAGCGAACAUUACCCACGGCAGAACUUCUCAACUGAUGGCAAUAGUCACAAUAGUUUGGUUAAUAUUUCGCUCAGUAAGUACAGUAAGUUCGAACACAAUUUGAAGCUCAGUCCAAGGCCUGUGUCCGAUCACUCCCUUAUGUCCAAUCGGAACCUGAAGCCUCCCGUGAAAAGAUACGAGACAACCCAGAAAAAGAAAAUAGACAUCGAAGGGUUUCUGAAAGAGUAAAUUGAACUUUCAUUAACUUCAAUCAAUGAUUUCUCAUCAAUAAUUUCCAUUCAUCUAAUUAACCUUAACUGAAA
Molecule: messenger RNA, 4489 nt
Organism: Symsagittifera roscoffensis
Lineage: Eukaryota; Metazoa; Xenacoelomorpha; Acoela; Convolutidae
Product: cytosolic carboxypeptidase 2-like
Exons: 1
Coding region: 180-4415 (1411 amino acids)
Biological process (GO): proteolysis
Molecular function (GO): zinc ion binding; metallocarboxypeptidase activity
Source: RefSeq, a predicted model, not a curated record